Molecule: messenger RNA, 1917 nt
Organism: Apis cerana (Asiatic honeybee)
Lineage: Eukaryota; Metazoa; Arthropoda; Insecta; Hymenoptera; Apidae
Gene: Tip60
Product: Histone acetyltransferase Tip60
Biological process (GO): double-strand break repair via homologous recombination; regulation of DNA-templated transcription
Cellular component (GO): NuA4 histone acetyltransferase complex
Molecular function (GO): histone H4K16 acetyltransferase activity
Source: RefSeq, a predicted model, not a curated record
UAUAUGCGAAGCGAGCGGUGCGGCGCUCGCGUCAGUACCGUGAACGCUUCAAAACAAAAUCGUGUUCGGUAGAAAGUUUCUUCAUUUGUGAUUGAAAUGAUCGAGGAACACGACGAGCACGAAACAAUAUGCGACUCAGUGAAUUCGCUGGUGGAAGGCUGCCGUUUACCAGUCAGAAUGCAUGGAACGGAUGAUUGGCCUCUUGCUGAAAUCAUCAGUGUUAAAGAAGUACAUGGUGUCAAGUGUUAUUAUGUUCACUAUGUAGAUUUCAAUAAACGAUUAGAUGAAUGGGUUACGGAAGAUUGUUUGGACACUCGAAAAGUCCAAUACCCUCGUCGAGAUGGAACCACACCAGGAACUGGUGCAGCAACGCCAAAAAAACAAGUACCCAGUAGACCACCUAGCCCUAGUAGCCUUUGUAAUGAACCAGUCAAUGGUUCUGCAGUUUUGCAAGCUGCAUUACAAAAGAAAAUGUCUAGAAAGAGAAAGGCCACAUUUAUAGAAAAUGAUGAUUCUCAGGAUGGUCCACCGCAAACACCUGGUCCAAGGCCAACUGGUUCAUUGGUGGCGCAUCAUCAUGACGAUAUAGUUACUAGAAUGAAAAAUGUUGAACUGAUAGAAUUGGGUCGUCAUAGAAUAAGACCUUGGUAUUUCAGUCCAUAUCCGCAAGAGAUGGUACAUUUACCAUGUAUAUACAUUUGUGAAUUCUGUUUGAAAUAUAGAAAAAGUCGAAAAUGUUUAGAACGACAUUUAGCAAAAUGUAAUUUAAGACAUCCACCUGGUAAUGAAAUAUAUAGAAAAGGGUCAAUAUCUUUUUUUGAAAUUGACGGUCGAAAAAACAAAAAUUACGCACAAAAUCUAUGUCUAUUAGCAAAAUUAUUUUUGGAUCAUAAAACGCUAUAUUAUGACACAGAUCCAUUCUUAUUUUAUAUAAUGACAAAUUUUGAUAGUAGAGGGUACCAUAUAGUUGGUUACUUCUCGAAGGAGAAAGAAUCGUCCGAAGAUCACAAUGUAGCUUGUAUACUUACACUGCCACCGUAUCAAAGAAGGGGUUACGGAAAAUUAUUAAUAGAAUUUUCAUACGAAUUAUCCAAAUUCGAAGGUAAAACAGGUUCACCUGAAAAACCAUUGUCGGAUUUGGGAUUAUUAUCUUAUAGAAGUUAUUGGGCUCAUACUAUAUUGGAUAUUCUAUUGAAUGUAAAGCCAUUAGUAGAAAAUGAAAAACCACAAAUCACGAUAAGUGAGAUAUGCGAGCUGACGUCGAUUAAAAAAGAAGACGUGAUAUCGACGCUACAAAAUUUGAAUCUUAUUAAUUACUACAAAGGACAAUAUAUUGUGACAUUGAAUAGGGAGAUUAUCGAGCAACACACAGCCGCAAUGGAAAAGAGGCAAAUCAGAAUAGAUCCUAAGUGUCUUCAUUGGACACCAAAAGACUGGAGUGUUAGGGCAAAAUGGUGAAGUGGCAUUCAAAAUUGACAAUAAGACUAUGCUAAUUUGUCUUAAAGUUGUUUUCAGGAUUCCUGGAAGUGUGACUAAUUGUACGUAAACUGUACAUAAUACAUCGACCAUUCGGUCUGCGUUUUUUAAAUAAGACUGUAUAAGGCUUUGCACGCGACGCCAAUGGUCAAAAACGACAAAAUGAAAAAAAAAAAAAACAGUGAUAAACAUUUUCAUGAAAGCACUAUGUACCUCGGUUACACAGCGCAUCGAUGAAUCACAGUUAGCGAUAUUUGACGUGAUAAGAAAGAAGUAUUUCUGUUAAAUAUAUAAUACUGGCUUGCGUCUAGAGUCAGGAGCAAUGUUUUAAUAUGGUGACUAGACUUUUUUAAAAAGUUCGCAUACGUUCUUGCGAUUAAACGAUUUGUACAGGAAAUAUAAAUCGGUCUUGUAGAAUUGUAAAUAAAUCUGAUUUUAUAA